UCCUACUCACGAGACUAAUGAGAGACCGCGAGACAGGCCAGAAGCACAUUUCGAGUGUGAAUCAGAAGAUUUUUUGGGAUAAACGCUGGCAGAUAAGCCUAAGGUCCUGAGGUGUGACUAAAAAGCAGCUUUAGGAAAGGUUGGUCUGUUGUAGUUUGGUCUGGUCUGGCCUCUAAAGUGCUUCACUCACUAACAGGCUUUGAGGCGGCAAGGGCGAAGGGUAGUUCUGAUAGAGUGUUCACAUCGGAGGUUUUGGCACCGAGCAUUUGGAUGAUUGUAUAUUUUGAUAGCUCCUCCCUCCCGUGCACAGUUUGAACUUUCUGUCAGACUUCGGCGGCUGCGUUUCUGGGCGAUUGUGUGAUUGAGAAUUCUGGUGGUGGUAGUGCUCGGGAGGUGGGUUAGAGAACUCCGAUGGGUGAGAAUCGGAGUAAGAUUUUGAUUAUCGGUGGUACGGGAUGGAUAGGUAGGUACUUUGUCAAAGCCAGUGCAGCUGCGGGCCAUCAGACAUUUGCCCUCAUCAGACCACAGACCCUCUCGAAUCCUGGAACUGAAAAGGCUGCUCUCCUCGAGGAUUUUAAAAUCCUCGGAAUCACGCUUUUGGAGGGCUCUCUCGACGAUCAUGCGAGCUUGGUGGAUGCUCUGAAACAAGUGGAUGUAGUGAUUUCAGCUGUAUCCCAUCCCGAAGAGCAGUUCCCCUUGAUAGAGGCCAUCAAAGAAGCUGGAACUAUCAAGAGGUUCUUCCCCUCUGAGUAUGGACUGGACGCCGACAGGGUAACCCUGUUGCCACCAGUGCAAAAUGCCAUUGGGAUCAAGAGCAGAGUCCGGAGAGCGAUUGAGCAAGCUGGGAUUCCUUUCACCAUUGCCACCAACACUGCUUUCGCGUCCAUUUUUCUCGAUCAUUUUUGGCAUUGGGACUACGAGACUCUACCCAGGGACAAGGUGGAGUUCUUUGGUGAUGGAGAAGGCAGAGUUUCUUUCGUUUACGAGCAAGAUAUUGCAAAGUUUGUCAUCAAGGCCGUGGAUGAUCCUCGAACGCUGAACAAGGUUCUCUGCAUCCGGCCCAAACUCAACUUUCUGUCUCCCAAGCACGUCGUCUCUCUCUGGGAGCAGAAACUCGGUCACACUCUCGAGAAGACCUAUCUCUCAGCCGAAGACAUGCUCAAGAAGAUUGCAGGGCCAGAAGGUGCUGCGGUGGUGGGCCACUACACGCCCAACAUUAUGCUCGCCAUUCGAUACGCAAUGUUCGCCAAGGGAGAAAUGGACCUUGAACCGCUUGCACACGAAGUGGAGGCCGCCGACCUGUAUCCGGACGUUCAGUACAAAACAGUCGAGGAGUUUCUGGAGAGUAGCAAAUGAAGGUUAUAAUUGACGGUUUUUAUGGUCUGGGUGACUCGCACGAAGACAAAUUCCCCACCUCAGAAGAGUUCUUCACAGAGUUUUCGGUUUUCAUGUAUUCUUUCGAGUUUCAUGUAAUCUCAUUUACGUAAGAAACAUAAACCAUUUAUUAUAAAUGCUGAUGAAAAUCAGAGCCAUCUUUUCCCCC
This is a messenger RNA of Marchantia polymorpha subsp. ruderalis, 1543 nucleotides long. Lineage: Eukaryota; Viridiplantae; Streptophyta; Marchantiopsida; Marchantiales; Marchantiaceae. The record is from the annotation of a GenBank genome assembly.